GCGUUGAUGCGGUGAAGGCAUUCCGGCUCGGUGAAGGCACGGCUGCAUCCGUUUGCGCGCAGUUGUCUCACCGUCAACGGCAAGAGCGCGCAGCACGGACGUCAUCGUCAACAGAUAAAUAUCCGCCGCCUGAGUUUCUUGUAUCUCAACACUAAUUUAACACCGUCGACCUCGUCAACGCCCGUCCAAACGCCCCUCAGCGCCCAAUCAACACCGACGCAACCUACCAACACCAUGUCCUCCGCCGACAACGCUAAGGAUGCUCAAUUCCACUUACACCUGCAGAAGGUCCUGGAUAAGCUGCAGACGGAACCGCUCAGCAUCACCACCGAGGACGCUCGCCGUCUGAGCGAGAACUACGAGGCUCGAGACGAGCGGUCGGCCAAGAUCAUCUCCGCCGUGGAGUCUCUGGCGGUCGCCGCGCAGGACGUUCACGAGCAAGUGCCGCAGCUCGGCCAGGGGCCUCAGACCUCCAUUCUGACCGUCGUCAAUGACCUGAAGGCCGCUGUGGAUACCAAUCCUAAGGACGUUACGCCUGAGGUCCUCAAGACUACCCAGGGCAUUGUCAGCAUGAUGCAGCGUGCAGUCGGCCAAACCAACGCACCCCACCCCGAACUCGAAGCUGAGCUCCAGCGGGAAUUCGCUAAGAUCGAACCCAAAGUCGAGCAGGGCACCGUCACCAAGGAGGAAGCCGACUAUCUACACUCCCUGGAGGCCCGCGCUCACGGCCACACUGAGAAGGGAGGUCUGACUGCCCACGCCCAAUCUGUUGCCGCGAAGCGUAGCCGCGCCCUCUCUUUGAGUGACAACACCAACAGCCAAAGCUCCGUUAACGCCACCGUCAAGGCUACCUCUCCCGUCGGCAAGGGCCUCGCUCCCGAGGAGCAAUCUCACCGCGACAAGGAGACAAACCUCAAGAUGGCUGAGCUCACCAUUGGAUCCAAGAUCGAGAACGAGCCGGAGCACAUCACCAAGGACGAGGCGGCGUACGUUCAGAGCCGCGAGCACCGCGCCCAUGGCCACGUCAAAAAGGGCAGCGUCGCCGCUGAAGCCCUCCACUUCGCCGACAAGAACCCGACUGUAGAGGCAAACUAGGGUAGCGAUGGUUAUGGGAUACACGAGCCCGGAGGCUUCCAGGCCCUGUUCAGAUCAUGAUGAUGGUGGACGUGGACAUGGGUAUGGAAAGGUUAGACGAAUCAUGGAGAUAUGAGGCUCUUUGGCCGCUGAUCAUGAAGCAACGAUAAUGAACAUCAUGUACCCAAUGGAAUUCGCUUGUUGUUGCGAGGUGCC
Molecule: messenger RNA, 1290 nt
Organism: Trematosphaeria pertusa
Lineage: Eukaryota; Fungi; Ascomycota; Dothideomycetes; Pleosporales; Trematosphaeriaceae
Exons: 3
Coding region: 235-1095 (286 amino acids)
Source: RefSeq, a predicted model, not a curated record